Molecule: messenger RNA, 219 nt
Organism: Linum tenue
Lineage: Eukaryota; Viridiplantae; Streptophyta; Magnoliopsida; Malpighiales; Linaceae
Source: the annotation of a GenBank genome assembly
ACCUCAAGUUUGUCUUCCCUAGCCCUGUGGUUCUUGGGAAGUUGUCGGAACUCCUCUGUCAGCCGGAGGCACUCGCUCACAUUCUCAGGGGAAACAAAAUCCACGGCGACUUUCGUGCACGACUUUACCCCGCCCGCCCAACAAACAACAACAACGAUGAUAUUUGUCAUUCACUAUUAUCAGCUACUGCAUCUAUGUAGCUUGAUAGUGGACACAUGA